Messenger RNA from Ricinus communis (castor bean), 1441 nucleotides. RefSeq names its product PI-PLC X domain-containing protein At5g67130. The record is from RefSeq and is a predicted model, not a curated record. Bases 236 to 1327 code for a protein of 363 amino acids. Gene Ontology annotation, molecular function: phosphoric diester hydrolase activity. Lineage: Eukaryota; Viridiplantae; Streptophyta; Magnoliopsida; Malpighiales; Euphorbiaceae. The transcript has 8 exons. Gene Ontology annotation, biological process: lipid metabolic process.
GCUUAGUCUUCUCUACUAAUUACGUCCUUUCUUUUUUGAUUGGAUGGCCAACCCAUUUCUCUCCUUGUUGCUUUCGAUCAGCUUUUGCAAUUCACUCCUUAGCUUGCUCAAGAUUUUCUUGGAGUUUCCUCUGUUUCCUCCGCCCAAGAAAAAAGUCCCAUAAUUUGUAUGCUAUAUAGACCACCUAUCACUUGCAUCCCUGCCUUUUUGCAACCAAACUGAAAAAUUUCCCUUCAUGGGUAUUUCUCAGAACCUGAUUUUGAUCGCAGUUUCAUUACUGGUUGGAGUUGCUGAAGCUUGCUCCAAUGGAGAUUGCAGGCUAUUAGAUGAAUGCUCGUCGGACCAAGAUUGUGAAGCUGGACUUUAUUGUUUCUCUUGCCCACAAGGAUUUUCAGGUUCCAGAUGUGUAAGAUCAACCGUCUCAGACCAAUUCAAGCUGCUGAAUAACUCUCUGCCAUUGAACAAAUAUGCAUUUUUGACAACCCACAAUGCAUAUGCAAUUGACGGAUAUCCAUCUCACACUGGAGCUCCGAGAUUCACUUUCACCAAUCAAGAAGACAGUGUCGCUCAACAGCUUAAUAAUGGAGCUCGAGCAUUGAUGCUUGAUACAUAUGAUUUUCGUGGAGAUGUAUGGCUGUGCCAUUCAUUUAAAGGGCAAUGUCACGACUACACUGCAUUUGGACCUGCUAUUGACACCUUAAAAGAAAUUGAAGCAUUCUUAUCAGCAAAUCCAUCAGAAAUUGUGACAAUAAUAUUAGAAGAUUAUGUUCAAGCCCCUAAUGGACUCACAAAGCUGUUCACUGAUGCUGGGUUGAUGAAAUACUGGUUCUCAGUGACAAACAUGCCCCAAAAUGGUCAAGAUUGGCCUCUAGUCAGUGACAUGGUCAAGAACAAUCAAAGGCUACUUGUGUUCACUUCAAUUCAAUCCAAGGAACAAACUGAAGGAAUUGCCUAUCAGUGGAAUUACAUGGUUGAAAAUCACUAUGGAGAAGAUGGUAUGAAGGCAGGAAGUUGUUCAAAUAGAGGAGAAUCAUCUUCUCUUGAUGACAAGACUAAAUCCUUGGUGUUAGUAAAUUAUUUUGGGACUAUUCCAUUGAAGGAUCUCUCGUGUCAUGAUAACUCAGGGGAUCUCAUUGAUAUGCUUCAUACUUGUUAUGGUGCUUCUGACAAUAGAUGGGCUAAUUUUGUUGCUGUUGACUAUUACAAGAGGAGUGAAGGAGGAGGAUCAUUCCAGGCAGUGGACACACUGAAUGGGAAGUUGUUGUGUGGGUGUGAUGAUAUCCAUGCAUGCAUGGCUGGAUCAACUUCAAGAGCUUGUUCUUCCUGAGAAAAAUAGCAAUUGGGGCAAAUGUGCAUUAGAAUUAGUAUAAAUAAAUAGUUUUGGAUAUAAUAAUUGAGAUAUUGCACCAAAUCAUAAUGACAAACUACACAAUUAACUCAA